CUGGCUGGGCAUUGAUAACCAACAGCCGCGCUACCAUUCCAUUGACUCCUACCUUACCUACCUUAAUCUUGCUUAUCAGUCACUGGCUGCGUGCCAUUGGUGAUGGGCGAUAACGACAUCCAGCCCCUCACGCAACAAAAGCCCAACCUUCGUGGCUAGAGGCCCUCAUUUCCUCCGAUUGCUCUUGUCUUGCGGUUUCCUUGGGCCGCAAGUCGCCACAACACACAUUGUACCACAACCAUAUCAAGAAGACACCAACCAGUGUUGCGAGGUUCUCGAAAGGGCCAAUUCUUACCCAAGGAGAGAACCCGCUGUAUUGUACUGCGAACAAGCGAUCAUUCCAUCUCUUCCGCUGCGUUCUCAGUUCUUUUUGGCAACCAUGACGACUAUUGCUCUCACUCGUCCCCUUCCGCCCCAUCGGCCUUCCUCUGCCAUUGGCUCCAUCUCGACCAUCCCGCUCGAAUCCAUUAGCCCGAACUCAGCUGUCCCCAAUAAGCAUAUUCCCACUUGCCCCCCGGGACCGGUCACCUCGGGGCAGUCAGAAAAGACCAAUUCGUCCCCGAGUGCUCAAGAUGGCCACGCUGUCCAGCCUUUGUCCUUGCUUUAUCCACCCCGAGGGUUCACCCGUCUCCAGUCAGAUUCUCUUCGACUCUUCGAGAUUAAGGCUGCAGAGGUGACCUCCGCCAUCGAUUAUAUAUCACGCCAGCCCCUACCAGACCCGUCGAUGGUCUUCCCGUGGCUUCACGGCUUACAUAUCAACAAUCACAUUCAACAAGCCUUCUUUAUCGCCCGCCGCAAGACUCUCAGGAGGACCCCGUCUUGCGUCCGCGGCCUGACUGUGAUCAAGGCUGAUGGGGAUCUGGCCGUCGCUCGACUCAAGGGCGCCGUCGCACCCCAGGAGAUCCUCGAUUACAGUGCCGCCCCCGAAUUCAUAGAUAUCGACCCCAAGGACGGCUUUUCCGUUAGAAACUUCCAGAUCCAGGCUACCAAGUCAGCCACGCUUUCCGACAUUGUCAUCUACGGUGAUGAUACCGCUCUUGUCCGCAAGCUGGGCUGGGACGUUGCUGCUGCUCAGUUUCGAUGGCGGCAGAGGCAUGAAGCCCAGGGCCACACAAUACCUGAAUACAAUACCUUCAUAUGCGUGGACCCGUUUCGGACCUUUGAAGAGAAGUGCCCCGAAGUCGUUGCAAUCGAUUCACAUGGUCGGCUGACGGGUAACGUCGUUGACCUCUUCCACCAGGAGAGGAAGGAAAUGUAUGACAUGGCCAAGGCCUCGGAGAUAUCACAUAACGUUUGGCUCGGUCCGACGCCGGACCCGUCCACCGACGAUGCGGCGCAAUUCGAUAUUCUCAUCGAAUGUAGCGAUGUCGGGCGCAUGAAUCCGACGGCCUUGAAGGCAAUCGCGCAGUCGCGCAAGAGGGACACUCGCCACCCAUUCCUCGACUUCCCCUCUUCUGGCAGCGUGUCACCGCCCACCUGGUCCCAGGCAGAGGCUGAUGGCAUACUGGAGACGUGUAAGUGGAUCUAUCAUCUAGCCCACGGCACGUUUCCCGGCGAUGACAACCUGGAUCUGGAUGGCGACACCGACAUGGAAGAGGACGAGGAAGAGCUGAAGGAGGAGCUGCCUAGUCGCCGCCCUAUGAAAAUCCUCGUCCACUGCGCCGAUGGGUAUACCGAGUCGACCAUGCUCGGGAUCGCGUACUUGAGCUACAGCACGGGCCGGGGAGUGCCUGACGCCUGGUUGCACCUUCACACGGAAAAACGCCGUAACUUCUUUGCCUACCCAUCCGAUGUAGCUCUACUCACCUGCAUCGAGUCUCGACUGCUGCGCGAGUCGCCGGUCCACGCCAGGAAACGCCUAUCCGAGAUCGACGCUCUGAUCAAAGAGCCUCCCUGGAUUGCAGGCCUGGAUGGCUCGUUCCCUAGCCGCAUCCUCGACUACAUGUAUCUGGGCAAUCUUAACCAUGCCAAUAACCCAGACCUCCUGAGGGCUCUCGGCAUUGGUCAGAUUCUCAGUGUCGGGGAGACCGCGAUGUGGCGGGAUGGUGAAUUGCAGGAAUGGGGACCGGAUAACGUGCGCGUCAUCCAAGGCGUGCAGGACAACGGCAUCGACCCUCUGACAAACGAGUUUGAGGGGUGCCUGAAAUUUAUCGAGCGUGGUAGGCGAAAUGGCACCGCGACCCUGGUCCACUGCAGAGUGGGGGUCUCCCGAAGCGCGACAAUUUGCAUUGCCGAGGUGAUGCGAGAGCUGGAUCUCACAUUUCCCCGAGCGUACUGCUUUGUCCGCGCUCGCAGGCUAAACGUUAUCAUCCAGCCGCAUCUUCGAUUUGUCUACGAACUCCUAAAGUGGGAAGAGGAGUUGCAGACGAGGAAGAAUGGUGGCUCGGGACUUAAGAGGGAGCUCGAGUGGGGUGAGAUCACCCGCGAAAUUGCCUUGAUGAACCGACCUUAUGCGAGGUGACUUUAAGCUCCUUGGUUUCGAAUAAUGAGGCGUUCCUCAUACGAAGUACGAAGUAUGUAUGUCUCUUCCUAAGCGCCAUAUAAUAGUUAUGGGUUAGAGCCGGAAAUGUCUAUGGGGAACAGA
Messenger RNA from Sodiomyces alkalinus F11, 2584 nucleotides. RefSeq names its product dual specificity phosphatase. Gene Ontology annotation, molecular function: protein tyrosine/serine/threonine phosphatase activity. The record is from RefSeq and is a predicted model, not a curated record. The transcript has 3 exons. The coding region runs from base 380 to 2461 and encodes 693 amino acids. Gene Ontology annotation, biological process: nuclear DNA replication; protein dephosphorylation. NCBI's taxonomy places the organism in Eukaryota, Fungi, Ascomycota, Sordariomycetes, Glomerellales, Plectosphaerellaceae.